This is a messenger RNA of Histoplasma capsulatum G186AR, 903 nucleotides long. Its product is annotated as mitochondrial citrate transporter. Lineage: Eukaryota; Fungi; Ascomycota; Eurotiomycetes; Onygenales; Ajellomycetaceae. The coding region runs from base 1 to 903 and encodes 300 amino acids. Gene Ontology annotation, biological process: mitochondrial citrate transmembrane transport. The record is from RefSeq and is a predicted model, not a curated record. The transcript has 8 exons.
AUGGCGACGUCAGAGAGCGAUCAAAGGCCAAAGCCCGGUAGUCUACGGUCGAUUAUUGCCGGGUCGACGGCUGGAGCUGUUGAGAUCUUCUUCUCCCUCUUCCCAUCCUUCUACGUUGGCAGCGCUAAAGUUGACGGCCACAAACAGUCGCGAAGACUAGAACGCAGCUCAACCAUCGGUUACCAGACUCGAAAAAGCUCCCCUGGCCUCCCUUCGGAAAGGCGUGGAUUCGUGGCAUUUGAUUUCUUUAAGUCUAUGUUACAAGACGAGGACGGCAAGAUUUCUGGGCCGCGGACUGUAAUCGCCGGGCUUGGUGCUGGCUUUACAGAGUCACUGUUGGCCGUUACGCCUUUUGAGAGUAUCAAGACACAGUUGAUCGAUGACCGCAAAUCCGCUAGCCCACGCAUGCGCGGCUUUCUCCAUGGCACCGGGGUAAUAUUCCGCGAGCUCGGGGUACGCGCAUUCUUCCAGGGCUUUGUGCCAACGACGGCACGACAGGCUGCUAACUCUGCCACCCGUUUUGGCAGUUAUACGACCAUCCGGCAGUUUGUGCAGGGAUAUGUAGCGCCAGGGGAGAGGUUGGGCGCUGCGAGUACGUUCGCCAUUGGAGGACUGGCAGGUCUGAUCACCGUAUAUGUGACCCAACCCCUGGAUACGAUUAAGACUCGGUUAGUUUUACCUUUUAGCCCUCACAGAAUGCAAUCCAUCGAAGCUCGAAAGAACUAUAAGAAUAGUUUUGUUUGCGCGACUACCAUUUUCAAAAACGAGGGCGUUCUCACAUUCUGGUCAGGGGCUUUGCCGCGGUUGGCACGUCUGGUUAUAAGCGGAGGUAUUGUUUUCACGAUGUAUGAGAAAACGAUGGAGGGACUGGACGUGUUGGAUCCAGAGAGGAAGUACAUCUAA